AUGAUCACACUUUCCCUUCUCUGCGAUCAGUCAUAUUGGCUUCCCCUUUCCCAAUGGCGACACGCUCCGAUAGGCUCUCCAAGCACUAGGUGCUCCUUGAGAAGGGCAAGAGACAGAGUGCUUGCUUCCCCCGCUCUGAGCAAUUCGCUUCAGAAGAGCUUCCGUCUGGAUUUAUCGCCGGAGUUUAUCAACAAUUCCGUGGCCCCAUUCCUCAGUUACAUACAGCACCCAUCAAUCGAGGAUUUUGGGAGUGGACAAUUUCUCCGUCAAGUUGUCUUCAGUAUCAUCAAACCGCCUACAUUCUGGAAUGCCUUUGUUCAGCUCCACAGCCAGAAAAGGCUUAGUGACCAGGCUGAUCGAGGCUUUGCAUGGUUGCUCCUUAAAAUAAUCAGUACCCAGGGCUGCCCCAGUGAAAUCAUCGCCACCGCCCAGCAAAUUUCGCAGGCCCGGACAUUUCUCGUUUCAUCCUCCCUAGAGGUUCGCACUAUCGGCUAUCGCAUUGAUGGCAUCCUGAAGACCCUCAGAACUAGGGUAGACCGGAAGGAUGACUUCCGGCCCGGUGGCAGACAUGACAAUGACUUUGAGUGCUUUCGUGAUAUCUCUAUCCUGCCAACCCCAGAUGAGAUCGCUUCGACGAAGAGGCCCUUCUAUCGGCGUAUGGAUGACAUCUACCAGGUUUCAGUGGAUGAACGAUCGGUCGCUCAUUACGAUAACCAGUUUCGCCUGUUGAGAAAAGACAUGCUGGCAGAACUAAGAAGUGAUCUUCAGCUUGCUCGUGGUCAGAGAAAGGGGCGAAGAUCUGCCUUGAUCAUCUAUGGACUCAAGUUCACGGGCGUCAGCUGUGGUGAGGAGGAGAACCGUCGAAGAGCCUGUAGUGUUCAAUUCGAAUGCACAAAAGGCAUUCCCCGAUUAUCUCACCAGCCCAAGGCCGAACGUGAACAGUUACUGAGUGAUACGCCCAACUUCCUAAAGCGCCAGACCUUUGGGUGCUUGUUGGAUAAGAUGGAGAUUGUCGGGUUUGCUUCUUUAGAUCGUGGGUCGUCAGAUCUCACAGAUGACGUCCCGACGGUCGCGUUGAGCCUGUCUGGUGAUGCCGCCCUCCACCGCGUUCUCGCAUGCGCUAAGAUGGGGCUCCAAUUUGCAUUUCUGGUUGUCAACACUCCCAUUUUUGCAUAUGAGCCAAUUCUCCUGCGAUUGCAAUCGGUGAUAGAAUACUCAUUGUCAAACAUACUGCUUGCGCCAGCUCCCUCACCGGAGCGGCUGACGUUGGAUGAAAAUCUUGAAACUGCUGUUGAACAGAUACGAAACAGCGAGGGCCAGUCACUUCAUCGAAUCAUCCAUACCACGAAGAGCAUAUCCCUGGACAAAUCGCAGCUUCAAUCCCUCUUGGACGGUUUGCAGCAAAGCAUAAGCACAAUCCAAGGGCCACCUGGAACGGGGAAGUCAUUUCUCGGUGCCCUGAUUGCCAAGAUUUUGCAUGAUAAAACAAGUAAGACCCUCAUGAUUAUUUGCUACACGAACCAUGCACUGGAUCAGUUCCUUGAGGACCUUCUGGAUAUUGGCAUCCCAACCACGUCCAUGGUACGGCUUGGUUCCAAAUCUACGCCGCGUACAAAGGAGCUGGGGCUGUUUGAGCAGUCUCGAGGCACAUCGGGCGUUGAUUCAUGGUCUUUUGUGAGCCAGAAAAGGGAGGAACUAGAAGAAGCAGUGAAGAAGUUGCAAUCUUACUCCGCAGAGUACAGCCGUGACUCCAUUUCCAAAGAUGACAUGCUCGAAUACUUGGAGUUGUCCGAGGACAGCACCUUCUUCGACGCAUUCACCGUUCCCGAAGAGCCAACUGGUAUGCAACGCAUCGGAAGACGAGGCAAAAGUAUUGGAAAAUACUAUCUCUGGGAUGCAUGGCGGCAUGGGCGGGACGCGGGUACUCUCCGCGACCUCACCAGUCCUCAGCACGCUUAUAUCUGGACGAUGGCAUUUUGCAGGCGCCGGGAGUUGAUAGAGACUUGGCAGAGAAACAUUCCUUUUGAGAAAUCCACUAAAUUGGUUGAGCUCGUCAGGAGGUGUAACGUUCUUUCUAAGAACCUGGACGAAUACUUCUAUCACAAGCGACAUUGCGCCGUUCUUGAAAAUAAGCGAAUUGUGGCCUGCACAACAAACGCAGCCGCUCGAUAUGCACCAGCUUUGCGGGUCGCUAAACCCGACGUCGUCAUUGUGGAGGAGGCCGGGGAGAUCCUGGAAAGUCACAUCCUGACAGCCAUGACUAUGGACACGCAGCAGCUGGUGUUAAUCGGAAACCACAAGCAAUUGUGCCCGAAGAUCAACAAUUACAACUUGUCCGUCGAAAAAGGUGAUGGGCUGGACCUCAACCGCUCCCUCUUUGAACGACUUAUCUCCAAGGGCCAUCCACACAGCUCCCUCACUACACAGCACCGCAUGCGCCCGGAGAUAUCCCGACUUGUCCGGCAUCUGACAUAUCCGGACUUGCAGGAUUCGGAGAGGACGUGCAAGCGACCACCACUCCGUGGGUUCCAAACUGACGUCGUAUUCGUAAACCAUUGCCAUCUGGAGCGUGAACUUCAUGAAUGUGCCGAAAGAAGGGAUCCAACUUUGAAGGCUAGCAAGCAGAAUCCAUUCGAGGUGGAGAUGACGUUGAAGGUUGUCAAGUACCUGGGGCAGCAAGGGUACGGCACGGAGGACAUUGUAAUUUUGACACCGUACUUGGGCCAGCUAUCUUUGCUGCGGACGGAGCUGAGUAAAACAAAUGACCCGGUGCUGAACGACCUGGAUGCGAACGACCUCAUACAGGCCGGUCUUCAGUUGCCGGGGAGUACGAAGGUGAUUAGAGAUCCAAUUCGCAUAUCAACCAUAGAUAAUUACCAGGGCGAAGAGAGGAACAUCGUCAUUGCGAGCCUGACGCGUAGCAAUGAGGUGGGGGAUAUUGGUUUCAUGGCUGCUCCGGAGCGUGUCAAUGUUCUACUCUCCCGAGCAAGAAAUGCCCUGGUGAUGAUUGGGAACGCGAGUACAUUCCUAGCAAGCCGGAAAGGACAGUCCACGUGGAAGCCUCUGCUAGAGAUGCUUCAGGCCCAUGGUCAGGUAUAUGAUGGUGUUCCCCUCAAAUGUGAAACCCAUCCAGAUCGCAUGAUCGUCGUCCAGUCUCCAGAAAGGUUUGAGGAGGAAUGUCCUGAUGGAGGAUGUUCGGAUCCAUGGGUCUGCCCUACCUGUCACAAGGAGGCGAUUGAGGCAGAGCGGAGAAGAAUUGAAGAUGCCAAGCUGGAGGAGAAGCGACGUAAGAUCCAGCUUGAACAUGCAAAGCAACUUGCGGAGAUUCAGUACAAAAUCGAAAUGCAGCGGGAACGUCUGACCAAUGAGCAGAUGGUCCGAGAUCAUCAAGAGACUCUUGCUCAAAAGCAAAAGGAGCUUGAGAGCCUGACUGCGGUCGCAAGUCGCCUCACUACCUCCCGGUCAGCUGCGACGAAUGAAUCAGCUGGUAGCAUUGGUAGCGAUAACAGUGAGCCCAAAACGGUCACUCUCAAGUCGGCUGCACGAGAUGAGUGGGAAAGGCAGAAGACAGAAGAAGGCCAGUCGAACGCAGCUUUGGACACACUGAUGGGCAUGAUUGGACUCGAAAGCGUCAAGGACAGCCUUCUUGCCAUCAAGGCCAAGGUGGAUGUGGUCGUUCGGCAGGGGGCAAGUCUGUCUGACGAGCGGUUCGGGGCAGCUCUCCUUGGCAACCCAGGAACAGGUAAAACUACCGUGGCGCGUCUAUAUGCCGAAUUCCUUGGGUCUGUUGGGGUCAUCCCGGGAAGCUUCUUCAUUGAGACAUCGGGUUCGAAACUCGCCAACGCCGGCAUUGCCGGGUGCCAAAAACAUCUCAACGAAAUAAAGUCGAACGGUGGAGGAGCUUUGUUUAUAGACGAGGCUUAUCAGUUAACCUCCGGCAACAAUGCAGGGGGUAGCUCGGUUCUUGAUUUCCUGUUGGCAGAAGUGGAGAAUUUGACAGGCAAGGUCAUAUUCAUCCUUGCUGGAUACAAUAAGAAUAUGGAGAGCUUCUUUGCCCACAAUCCCGGUAUUCCAAGCAGGUUCCCUAUUGAACUGCAGUUCCAGGACUAUUCAGAUGAGGAACUGUGUACAAUCCUCCAUCAUCACAUGAACAAGAAAUAUAAGGGACGAAUGCGGGUGGAGGAUGGGCCGGAUGGACUGUACAUGCGCAUUGUUGCACGGCGUGUCGGUCGCGGCCGCGGUCGUGAGGGGUUCGGAAACGCUCGUAGCGUCCACAAUGCCUUCGCACGUAUCACAGAGCGUCAGGCCAAGCGACUACAGCGAGAACGAAGAUUGAAAAAGUCCACCGACGACCUGCUUCUUACAAAGGAGGAUCUUCUCGGUCUGGAUCCGCGCACAGUGCUUAAGAAGAACACCACUUGGGACAAGCUGCAAGCAUUAACAGGUCUCCGCCAGGUGAAGCAAUCGGUCCAAGCCUUAUUCGACACGGUUUCCUUUAACUACCAACGCGAGCUGGAGGAGAAGCCCAUGGUGGAGUUUUCGCUCAAUAAGGUCUUCGUCGGAAAUCCAGGCACCGGCAAGACUACAGUCGCAAAACUAUACGGGAAGCUCCUAGCUGAGAUGGGAUAUCUUUCAAACGGAGAAGUCGUCGUCAAAAACCCAUCUGACUUCAUUGGCAACGUCAUUGGGGGCUCGGAGGCCGCUACGAAGGGCAUCUUGGCCUCCACUCUUGGUAAGGUUCUAGUCAUCGACGAAGCGUACAUGCUAGGGGGUACGUCCUCAUCUUCAGAUGGGGGUACUAAUCCGGAUAUAUUCAAGACGGCGGUCAUCGACACUUUGGUUGCAGAAGUACAAAGCGUCCCCGGUGACGAUGGCUGUGUCCUGCUUCUGGGAUACAGGGAUGCGAUGGAAAGGAUGUUCCAGACAGUAAACGAAGGCCUCUCGCGACGUUUCCCUAUGAGCGCCGCAUUCGACUUCGAGGAUUUCACCGACGAUAGUCUCCAAGACAUACUGAAUCUCAAGCUUGAACAACUUGGUUUUCGCGCGACUGCAGAGGCAAAAUCAGUCGUUCGCCAAUGUCUUAGUCGUGCCCGAAACAGACCGAAUUUCGGCAAUGCUGGCGAGGUAGAUAUCCUUCUUGACAAGGCUAAACUACGCCACCAGCAGCGACUGUCCGCGCGAGAGACUAGGAACAUUGACAUUCUAGAGCCACAGGACUUCGAUCCUGAUUUUGACCGAGAACAGAAUGCGGUCGCUAACUGUCGGAAGCUCUUUCAAGGCGUUGUGGGUUGUGAGCAGCUCGUUACGCAGUUUGAGGGCUACCAACAUGUGGCUAGGAACAUGAAAAAACUCGGAUUGGAUGCUCGGGAAAAGAUUCCUUUCAAUUUCCUGUUUCGCGGCCCCCCAGGAUCUGGCAAGACAUCAACCGCACACCGUAUGGGACAUGUCUUUUAUGACAUGGGGAUUCUCGGGGCCCCCGAAGUAGUGGAGUGCUCAUCGUCCGAUCUUGUCGCACAAUAUGUGGGCCAGACCGGCCCAAAAACCGAGAGACUUCUUGAAAAGGGACUGGGUCGCGUUCUCUUCAUCGACGAGGCGUACCGGCUCGCAGACGGCACAUUUGGGAAAGAGGCCAUGGACCAGCUGGUGGAUUGUUUGACAAAGGAGAAAUUCUUUAAAAGGCUGAUUGUUAUCCUGGCCGGGUAUGACGAGGACAUCAAUCGCCUUAUGGCAUCGAACCCCGGCCUCACCAGUCGUUUCUCGGAGACAGUCACAUUCAAGAACUUGACUCCCUCUCAAUGUUGGGUACUUCUGCGGGACAGUCUGGGACAGGUCCACCAAGUAGAUCAAUCUGUUGUUCGGCAGCCUGAUGGCCAGUUUCACACGCGCAUCUUGGCGUCCUUUGAACGCCUAUCUACUCUUCCUGGCUGGGGGAACGGCCGGGAUGUGAAAACCAUCUCGGACACCAUUAUUAGGAGAGUCUUUUCAUCUCCUUUAGAGGAAGGCCAGACACAGCUGGUGAUCACUGAAGAAGUGAUCAAUGCGGUCCUCCAGUCCACAAUUCAGGAGCGCCAGCUGCGGGCGACGGCGACCGUCCCGAAUCUGCCGACUUCCCUCGCUGCCAUGCCAGCGAUGGCUGGACCUUCCCACGCGGCACCCUCCUUCACAGCUGCUUCCUGGGCAAAACAACAAGAUAACCCGUCGACACCACCAGACACUGACUCAGAUGCAGCACCUCCAACAGAGGCCGGCCUGAAUGGGCCUCGCGAUCCAGGGGUAUCUAACGAGGUUUGGGACCAACUGCAAGCUGAUCGAAAACAACACGACGCACAAAUUAAGCACGAUGCGGAGAUCAUUAAUGAGGAAAAGGCUUUGCGAAAGAAACUGGAAAACAACUCAGAGAUCCCAGACGAUGCCGAACGACGUCAAUAUGAAGAGCUAGUUAGGAGGCUUGUUCGGCAAAUGGUUGAGAUCGAGGAGCGAAAGAAGAAGGAGGAAGAAGCACAGAGGAAACUGCGGGAAAUGGGUGUCUGUCCUAUGGGAUAUCGUUGGAUUCCACAGGCCACAGGCUACAGGUGUGCGGGGGGUAGUCAUUUUGUUUCUUCGGCACAGCUGGGCUUGUAA
This is a messenger RNA of Aspergillus tubingensis, 6621 nucleotides long. RefSeq names its product AAA family ATPase. The coding region runs from base 1 to 6621 and encodes 2206 amino acids. The transcript is spliced from 8 exons. Gene Ontology annotation, molecular function: helicase activity; ATP hydrolysis activity; ATP binding. The record is from RefSeq and is a predicted model, not a curated record. NCBI's taxonomy places the organism in Eukaryota, Fungi, Ascomycota, Eurotiomycetes, Eurotiales, Aspergillaceae.